Molecule: messenger RNA, 1515 nt
Organism: Planococcus citri (citrus mealybug)
Lineage: Eukaryota; Metazoa; Arthropoda; Insecta; Hemiptera; Pseudococcidae
Gene: Fsn
Product: F-box synaptic protein
Exons: 3
Coding region: 436-1224 (262 amino acids)
Biological process (GO): proteasome-mediated ubiquitin-dependent protein catabolic process; synapse assembly involved in innervation
Cellular component (GO): synapse; SCF ubiquitin ligase complex
Molecular function (GO): protein binding
Source: RefSeq, a predicted model, not a curated record
UUUGGCGUCGACCGUAUAUAAUGGACGAAUAAUUCAACGGUGAAAAAAUGACAAAAUGUGACGGCUAGAUUUUGGAUGCAGAAUCCUGGAAACCUUCUGCUCAUGCGCCAAACAAGACGCUUACGGUGCUGGUGGAGAGAGAGACGGUUUACUCGUUGAACAUGGGCUGAACCAGGGAACCGUCUCUCUCUCCACCAGUGCCGUAAGCAUCAUGUUUGGCGCAUGUGCAGAACGUUUCCAGGAUUCUGCAUCCAAAAUGUGGCCGUCAUUUCCUGCGAUUUGAAUUAUUCGUCCAUUAUAUACGGUCGACGGAAUUUGGAAAAUUUGUUCGCGAGUGUUUUUUAAUUAAAAAAUUGGUUGUUCUUUGAAAUUUUGAUACGUUUUUGUAGUCAAGAUGAAGCAUAAAGUUUCAAACCAAGCUUAGUUACCGUAUCGAUGAUUAUUCCAGCGAUGGCUGAACGCGAUUGCAUCGCAGCUUACCUUACGGAUGAUAUCCUGGAUAUUUUAUUCACUUACUUAAAUUUAGAAGAUUUUAAAAAUUGUGCGUUAGUAUGUCGUAAUUGGUACAGAUAUUUCCAACAAGAGAACAGUUUACCAUGGCGGGUACAGUGUGGUAAAAUUCUCCCCGAAGGAACAUCCGCUGGAAUUCUGUGUUCGUUGAAAACUUGCAAAAGUAAAGUUCGAGCCUAUGCUCAUGCAUGGAAUGCGAACGAUUGUUCGAAAAAUAUAUUUGUUAAACCCGAUGGAUUCACACUGCAUAGGAAUCCUGUUGCUCAAAGUACUGACGCUAUUCGAGCGAAAAACGGAUUCAAUCAUGGCAGACAUAUAUGGGAGGUUAAAUGGGGAAGUCCAUUAGGAACCGUCGCCGUAGUCGGUGUUGCUACCAAAGAUGCUUCAUUGCAAUGUAAUGGAUACGUGCCGCUUAUUGGGAACAACGAAUAUAGUUGGGGUUGGAAUUUAGUGGAGAAUAAUCUAAUGCAUAAGGGUAAAUUAUGUGGUAGUUACCCUCUGUUACCCAACGCUCCAAAAUAUGAGGUUGACGAGAAAAUACGAGUCAUUUUGGAUUGCGAACGUGGCACUUUGGCAUUUGAAAAAAAUCACGAAUUCCUAGGUGUUGCAUUUAAAAAUUUACCCCGAAAUAAACGAUUGUAUCCUGCUGUUUCAGCCGUGUAUGGUAAUAGUGAAAUAAUUAUGAUUUACCUCGGAGAGCCGUACGAUGGCUAAAUACGAUAAUCAAGCGAACAUUUUAGUUCAUUAUAUUAAUUCCAUGUACAAGUUUUUGAAAGAGAUUUAAUGGAAUUAAUUUCAAAAGCAAUCGUGUUAGAUACAAAAAUGGAACGAUGAAAAAGUUGGUGUUGAAAAACACAUUAUAGAUCUUCGAAAGUACGAGAAGAUGAUGUUUUCUUUGAAUCCUCGCACUGGCAUUGCUUUUGCAUCUUAUUUUGUUUUACUUCUUCCAUGCCUGGCCUCACGGUGAUAUUUUUCGCAACGAAUUUCUUGCUGUACUCCUGAAAU